Molecule: messenger RNA, 1665 nt
Organism: Drosophila willistoni
Lineage: Eukaryota; Metazoa; Arthropoda; Insecta; Diptera; Drosophilidae
Gene: Taf7
Product: transcription initiation factor TFIID subunit 7
Exons: 2
Coding region: 80-1411 (443 amino acids)
Biological process (GO): RNA polymerase II preinitiation complex assembly; transcription initiation at RNA polymerase II promoter
Cellular component (GO): transcription factor TFIID complex
Molecular function (GO): RNA polymerase II general transcription initiation factor activity
Source: RefSeq, a predicted model, not a curated record
UACAGUGUUGUAAAAAUACUGGGAUUGCAAUUAAACAAAUAGUUAAUUUCUGGAAAAAUCACAUCUAAAUAUUUAAAAAAUGUUUGAAAAGAAAAGCGACAAAGCUAAACAAGCCGAUUACAAGCACCGAGAUGAUGGGGUUGAGCUGGAAAGUCAAAUUAUAAUGCGAGUGCCUAAGGAUCUGGCAGAAAUUGUGCACGAAGCCAUUCAGACUGGCAACAUUAAGGAUCGGUUAAAUAUUCAACUUGAUCAGGAUUUGCGGUACGGAGAAGUACGUCUAGAUGAUCAAUUGCUUUACGCCAAGCUGGUGGAUCUGCCCACAGUUGUGGAGAGCUACAAGACCAUAGACAACAAAAGCUUCUACAAAUCCGCAGACAUUUGCCAAAUACUCAUCUGCAAGGAGGACCCUGACGAUGAAACGGAGAAAGAGUCGCCGAACAAGAAUAAAAAGAAGGAUCCUAAUAAGGUGGACAAAAAGUAUUUGUUUCCACACGGCAUUACGCCACCCUGUAAAAAUGUACGCAAGCGGCGAUUCCGUAAAACGCUGAAGAAGAAGAAUGUUGAAGCUCCUGAGAUUGAAAAAGAGGUAAAACAUUUGCUGCGCAUCGACAAUGAAGCUGUUCGCGUGGACUACGAGAUAAUCAAUGAAGAAGACAAAGCCGGCGAUGAGUUGGAUCAGUCGGAUAUUAAGCCAUACAUCGAGGCCGAUGAUGACAUCCAGGAUGACAAUAGCACUAUGCACCAUGAGAAGACCAUCAAUGAGAGUGGCUCGCAACGGGGAGAGAUCAAUGUGGAGUCGGAUGAUGAUGAGACCAGCAAUUUCGUUCCUGCCCAUAUGGAGACCAAUAGAGGUGUGGCUGAGCAUGAUAUAUUCGGUGAAGAAGUGUCUACCACCGAUGACGAAGAUGAGCCCCAACAGCGUAAUCCAACAGCACACCAAGCUCGCCGGCACGAACUGGAGGAAUCCUCUCGUCUCUCGGCCGAUGAUUCCCGUCUCUCAGAUUUCUUUGGAACCAGCAGCAAACUGGAGCAGAAUGAGUUCAAUAAAUCAAUGUUUGGACGCGAUGCUAGCAGCCCCAAGUUAAGUGCAGCCGGCUCCAGUUCCAAUCUGGCUGCUCCCAGUGGUUUCUAUGAGCAGCACAUUACUAAACGUGAAGACUUCGAUGCCAUGGAGUUCAUGGAUGAGCCACAGCCCCAAUAUACCCAGCAACAGAUUAAUGAAAAGAUUGCCCAAUUGACUAGACAAAUCAGUGAUCUGAAGGCGCAGCAAUUGCAAAAAUCCACAGAAAUUGCAUCCAUACAGAAUGCUACACUGAAGCAGCGCAUGCAGGAGACAUUGGAUAAUCUGUAUACCCAGGUUAUAGAACGAGAACUCCAGCUUAAAGACUUUGAGAACAUGUUGGAGUCAUAGGAUCUAUAACAUUUGCAAUAAGUUAGACUUUAAGUUGAUUAAUUCUUUUCUAUUAGACUUCUUAUUAAUGAUCUUCUUAGGCAGUCGGGCAUGACCACUUUGACCCACUAGUUGCGGCUGAUUAAGUGUUAACCUUCCUCUGUAACCAGAUAUACAAAUUGUUCUUGGUCUAAAAAAUGUCGUUUGUGUUUAUUUAAUGGCAAUUGUAAUUUAUCCAAAAACAAAUUAAAGGGCAUUUCACUUUAAGGCAUAAA